UCGAGCGGGCCGGCAAGCGUCGGCGUGUGCGUAGUUGGAACUGUUUCCACAGAGCGCGGGAUAGUGUGACUUCACACUCGUAACAAUGAAAACUGGUUGUUGCGAAUCCUGCUAGGUGCACCGAACGUGCUCGGACUCGUGCACCGCUCGUAGGUUGGAACCGCACUGACACAAGGAAGCAACAGGAAGUCAAGAGGCUGGAACAUGACUAGCGUGGCAAAACUCGACGCCGAAACUCAUGAAACGGGGAUACCGAGAGCCAGAGGAAACAUUUCCAACAAUCAUAGCGGUGUGGCCGCACGCUCUGGAGACGCAACGGUAACACCUGGAGACGAAGGCGACAACAACAACAGCUCAGUGACAUUGGUGAUCCAUAAGUACGAGACGCCGCCUGGGUCAGAAAAGCAGCACGUGGUGCAGACCGAGGACUUGGAACGAUACGUGGCAGCCAUGAAGCAGACAGCGGGCUUCAAGGAUCAGCUCUUGACCCUCAAGACAGGCCAGCAGAAGCCUUGGACUGUUGCCCAGAAGCCGGAAAAUAAGCACAAGAACCGAUACGCCGACCUUCUGCCUUAUGACGACACACGUGUGAUCCUGCAUCCCCUCAAAAGCGAUCCUUCGUCUGACUACAUAAACGCAAACUACAUAAACGGUUACCAGAAGUCUAAAGCCUAUAUCUGCACUCAAGGUCCUGUGGAGAAAACAGUGGCGGACUUCUGGCGCAUGGUGUGGCAAGAAGAUAUCUGUAAGUUCAUCAUGGCUGCCAACCUUGUGGAAGACGGAAAGCGGAAGGUUGAGCGGUACUGGCCCGAGACUUGCAGCAAAUACGGAGACAUCGUGGUGGCGCUGGCGUCUGAGGAGGUGUUCAUCGACUACACCAUCCGGACGUUUAAAAUCAACAAGUCUGGUGCGGCAUCCAAGCGCGUGGUGAAGCAGUUCCACUUCACUGCGUGGCCGGACCACGGUGUACCGGCGUACCCGCUCUCGUUGGCCCAAAUGAUCGAGCUGGCCAAGGCACACGCGCCGUCUAGCAAGGCGCCGCUACUGCUGCACUGCAGCGCUGGGGUUGGCCGUACGGGCACCAUCGUCCUGAUGGAACUGGCACUUGACAUGGCGCGGGCCGAGAAGCAUGUCGACGUCAUGGGCCUGCUGUACAAGCUGCGCCAACAGAGGGUCAACCUCGUCGAGACCGUGGAGCAGUACGAGUUCGUGCACGAGGCGCUCGUGGAGCGGCUGUUCGGCGAGCCAACAAGACAGCCGUCAGACAAACUAUCCGCCUACUUCAGCCGCCUCAAGCUGGAGAGAGCCGGUGGCAAGGACACUGAACUCGAGCUGCAGUACGAGAAACUGAAGCAGCUGUCGCCUCCUUUAUCACCUGAGACAUGCAAGUUUGCGCUCACGAACGAGAACCGGCUCAAGAACCGGUCAAUCGAGGUAUUACCCGAUGAAGACGGCCGACCAGUUAUGGGAGCUGGAGCGUCGUCCGUCUACAUCAACGCCGUCUACACGAAUGGCUAUGCGAACCGUAAAACGUACAUCGUCACUCAGUACCCACUGAUCAUCACAGUGGAGGAUUUCUGGCAGCUGGUCUACGACUCCGGCUCACAGACAAUCUUGCUUCUCAACGAAAUUGACGCCAAAGAUGAGACAUGCCCUGUGUUCUGGCCAAAUGCUGGGAGCAUGCACCACCGCCACUUGCGCAUCGACCAUGUGUCCACUGAUGUCGUCACUGGUGGCGUGCUGCAGCGCAAGUUCAAGCUCAGGAACACCGCCAAGUCCCCAAAGUCUCGGCUUCUCAAGCAGUUUCACCUGCAAGGCUGGCGCAAAGGCGACGUCAACCCGCCAUCCGUGGACCUCCUGGUGCGCUUCCUCGGCAAGGUUGAGCGCUGGCAGCGCAAGUGCCCAUCCAAGAAUCCCACCAUUGUGGCGUGCUUCAACGGAGCCACUGCGUCGGGCCUUUUCUGCGCAGCGUCCUUCUUGGCGGACCAGCUCAAGGCCGAGCGCCACGCCGACGUCCUCAUGGCGGCCCGCACAGUCCGGCAGCACAGGCCCACAUUCCUGCCUUGCCUGAACCAGUACCGGUUGCUCUACGAAGUGGCCUGUGCACUGGCGACUCCCAAGCACCGCAGGCUUCGCUGAUUAAUCUCGGAGACGGCGCCGGCGUCGUUUAUUCCGUCCCUUGCCGCCGCCCUCUUCAUUCAUCGCUUCACCAAGGGGCCUUGUCCACCAGAUGCUGCUCUCUCCGUUUUUUAUUUUAUUUGAGUGUUAUACUUCAAAUUUGGAGUUACAUUCUGUGAUGUAAGACUGCAUUAGUAUUUCAUUUCUUUCUUUUUUGAUGGCAAAUUUUUCGUCCUUGUACUGUCAAUGUUGUUUAUUAUUUAUCUUAACGUUCUUUCCGACGAGACGCUACUCGCACGCGUGUGCGAUUUUAUUGAAGUAAGAUUCACAAAAUUCAUGACUGACAUUGUACUGUUUAUUAUUCCUUGCCGUGUCUAUCUCAUUCGCGGCAUACGCACUGUUAGAAUGUUUAUUUGUAAAUAUUUCUUUCAUUUGAAACUUUAAUUCCCCGCUUCAUCACGCACAACAUGCUGCAGCAGACUGAGAGUUGCACUGCAGUGGGUUCUACCUCACCACACUGGAGAAUUGUAGAGACCGAUGCCGAGAAAAAAUAAUUAACCAUGGUUGCAUGAGAAUGCGAAGGUGUGCAAGUGUUCUGUUACAAGAGGAUGUCAUAGUGUAUCACAUGUUAAUGCCUGUUUAUACCGCAAACUUAUUGCACAAAAUGUCAAUGGGCCAGGACAAUAUUGGCAAUCUCUUGUAUCGCGUUUUUCGCAUUGUGGUGCGCGCACGAUGUAGUUCAAUUUUUCACGUUAGUGCACACGAUCGUGAUUCACAGCUUUCUUUCAUUGCUUCGCUUGCACGUGAACUUGUACGUUUUAGGUGAGCAUCAAUGUACCAUCAAAUAAUGCUAUCCAAUAUCACAGAUGUUCUGUAUGUUUCUGUGAAUCAGGCCCUCUGAUUACGAAAAUAUUUCAGGAAACACAAAGAAAUCCCACUGGUACAAUGAUUUUCAACUGCAUGUAUAAGCUUGCCUAGUGAGUUUUAUUAUUUUGUUUACACAGUGUGAUCAAGUGAUUUUGUUUUGGAUGGAAGUGCCAGUGUGGGCCGAUAGGGUGCAUGGGAAGAAAAUGUGGAAAAUAUUCAAAAAAAAACUCGAAGGAAAACGUCAAAGAAAGAAGAGAGUCCGAAGGAGUAGAGACAGUGAACGCAGAGGAUGUCUUCUUCCAUCCAACGUGCCCAACAAGCAACACUUUAAGAUUGCGAGGAACGUGCUUUUGCAGACUUUCAAGACUCUUUUUUUUUCAUUGCAAGAACUCUAUUGUGACCGCUUAUCGAAGCUCAUAUCGCUCAAUAAGUGAUUCUGCUGUCGCAUCACAUCUCUUGCGCAUGCUGCCCACGAGUAGUUUCCCGUGGCUACAAGUCAUCACUCACGUCAUGUCAUUUCAGCUACGCGGUAGGUAACGAUUGGGUAGUAAGUGCUCUAAAGAAAAUGCUGCUCAGUUAUCUGAGUCGUUUCACUACGCAGACACGACGACUAAGCAAGCGUUUGUGCUCGAAGCACUGAGCACAACCUAAUGCUCUACCAGUUUUGUAGCGACUUUUGUUUGCAGCAGCCCUGUCAUUCCCUCUGAAUCUCAUUCGAUACAUUGAAAAUAAUGAAAAAAAAGGUGAUAAGCAUGUCAAGGCGUCAUAAAAAAGCUCUUAAUGCAUAUUUAACAUGUGACAACGGAGUUACACCAAGUUUACACACACACACACACACACACACACAA
This is a messenger RNA of Rhipicephalus microplus (southern cattle tick), 3833 nucleotides long. RefSeq names its product receptor-type tyrosine-protein phosphatase kappa. Lineage: Eukaryota; Metazoa; Arthropoda; Arachnida; Ixodida; Ixodidae. Gene Ontology annotation, molecular function: protein tyrosine phosphatase activity. The record is from RefSeq and is a predicted model, not a curated record. Gene Ontology annotation, biological process: protein dephosphorylation; motor neuron axon guidance.